Myiozetetes cayanensis is the source of this 2622-nucleotide messenger RNA. It is a transcript of the gene CPT2, whose product is annotated as carnitine palmitoyltransferase 2. The transcript is spliced from 5 exons. Gene Ontology annotation, molecular function: carnitine O-palmitoyltransferase activity. Lineage: Eukaryota; Metazoa; Chordata; Aves; Passeriformes; Tyrannidae. The coding region runs from base 22 to 1974 and encodes 650 amino acids. The record is from RefSeq and is a predicted model, not a curated record. Gene Ontology annotation, cellular component: mitochondrion. Gene Ontology annotation, biological process: fatty acid beta-oxidation.
CGGUGCUGAGGCGCUGCUGUCAUGGCGGCGCGGCAGCUGCUGAGGGCGGCCCCGGGCCGCGGGCGGCGCGGCUACAGCAGCGCGGGCGCUGCCGAGUUCCUGCACCGCAGCAUCGUGCCCACCAUGCACUACCAGAAGAGCCUGCCCAGGCUGCCUGUUCCCAAACUGGAAGAUACAAUUAUGAGAUAUCUGAAUGCCCAGAAACCGCUUUUAAAUGAUGACCAGUUCAGGAAAACUGAAGAACUCGCUCGUGCCUUUGAAAAGGGAAUUGGAAGAGAGCUACAUGAGCAACUGGUUGCUCAGGACAAUCAGAACAAGCAUACUAGUUACAUCACAGGUCCCUGGUUUGACAUGUACCUAAAAGCACGUGAGCCUGUUGUUUUGAAUUUUAAUGCAUUUAUGUCUUUUAAUCCCGAUCCCAAAGCGGAAUACAACGAUCAGCUCACACGAGCUACGAACAUGACUGUUUCUGCCAUACGUUUUAUGAAGACCUUCAGGGCUGGUUAUCUGGAACCAGAGGUUUUUCACCUUAAUCCAGAAAAAAGCGACACUGAGCUUUUUAAAAAAAUUAUCCGAUUUGUGCCUUCUUCAGUGUCCUGGUUUGGUGCCUACAUGGUCAAUGCUUACCCCCUGGAUAUGUCUCAGUACUUCAGGCUUUUCAAUUCCACACGGGUGCCUAAGCUCGAGAAAGAUGAGCUUUAUACAGACGAAAAGGCGAAGCAUUUACUAGUACUGAGAAAUGGAAAUUUUUAUGUGUUUGACGUAAUUGAUAGAGAUGGAAACAUGCUGAAACCCUCAGAAAUACAAGCACACUUGAAAUACAUCCUUAGUGACACCAGUCCGGCCCCAGCCUUCCCUCUUGGCUACCUCUCCAGUGAAAACCGAGACACGUGGGCAUCGCUGAGAAAGAACCUACUGGAUAAUGGCAAUGAAGAAGCUCUUCAAAAAGUAGACUCUGCUUUGUUUUGUUUAAGUUUAGAUGAUUUUCCCAUUAAAGACUUUGUGCACUUGUCCCACACUAUGUUGCACGGGGAUGGGGCUAACCGCUGGUAUGACAAGUCCUUUAAUCUCAUCAUAACCAAGGAUGGCACUGCAGGAAUCAAUUUUGAACAUUCCUGGGGAGAUGGUGUGGCUGUGCUCAGGUUCCAGAAUGAGGUUUUUAAAGACAGCACCAAGUCACCAGCCAUCAGCCCCCAGUCCCAGCCUGCUUCAGUAGACUCCUCUAAGGCAGUGCAGAAACUUGACUUUAAGCUGAACGAUGCCUUAAAAGCAGGGAUUACCAAAGCCAAACAGAAAUUCGAUGCCACUGUAGAAUCGCUGUCUGUUAACAUGAUUCAGUUCCAAGAAGGGGGCAAGGAGCUUCUAAAGCAGAAGAAGGUGAGCCCAGAUGCUGUGGCUCAGCUGGCCUUCCAGAUGGCUUUCCUUCGCCAGUACAACCAGACUGUGGCUACGUACGAGUCGUGCAGCACUGCAGCGUUCAAACACGGCCGUACAGAAACCAUCCGGCCUGCCUCUGUCCAUACCAAGAAAUGCUCGGAAGCUUUUGUCAAGGAACUGUCCAAACACAGCACAGAGGAGCUGCAGAAGUUGAUAGUGGAGUGCUCCAAGUACCACGGCCGCUUGACAAAAGAAGCUGCUAUGGGGCAGGGAUUUGACCGCCAUCUCUUUGGGCUGCGCUACUUGGCCUUAUCCAAAGGGCUGGCUCUACCUGAUUUCUAUCAAGACCAGGCCUACGCUCGGCUCAAUCACAACAUCAUCUCCACGAGCACCUUGGUCAGCCCAGCUGUGCAGCUGGGAGGGUUUGGCCCCGUGGUGUCCGACGGCUUUGGAUUAGGAUAUCAGGUACAUGACGACUGGAUAGGUUGUAAUGUUUCCUCUUACCCAACUAGGAAUGGUGAAGAAUUCCUUCAGUGUAUACACAAGUCACUAGAAGAUAUCUUUAAUGUUUUGAAGGGCAAGAAGAUUGGUAGUUAGACAUAAAGACGUUAGAAGACUUUACAGUUGCAGUACAAAAUGCAGACUGUGUCUAAUUGACGUACUAAUCAGUGUUCAGCAUGGCUGAGACUGCCCAGCUUAAUUGGCUUCAUGUAUCUUCACUGGAAUACUUUUAGAUUCACUAUGAAAUUUGUAUCUUUUAAAGAAAUCAGUUACAAACCUUGAGCAGAUACUUCAGGAAAUACAAGCACUCACAAUGUAAAGUUAAGUAACACUUCCAUCUGUUCCAACCCAUCCAUGUGUUCUUAAAACAUAUCAUCUAAAAUAAACGGUUUAUGAACUUGGAACAUCUGUGUUCCAUGAGUGUUCAGACACUCAAAUCAAUACUGUGAUACUACUCUUAAACUGCUAAGAUUUUUAAAAAAAAUACAUGCAAUAAUUUUAAACAUGAAAGAGUGGUUCCAUUUGCACUUGCAGUAAGCUUGCUUACUAACUGCUCACACUUUUCUCUUUAAACUUGAAUUUAUAUCAGGACUGAUAGUGCCUCAAGUGCUUGAAGCCUUUCCACUCUUAACUUCCAGAGAAACAAAAAAAUGAAGUGGGAGGCCUUAAGUGAUAUGCAAUCAUCAAAUGGGUUGUUAAACUGACUGGAAAAGACUGUAUUUUAAUAAAGCUGUCUAUUAAUAA